AGCAGCAGCAGUCACGCGAUGUUUUCAUUAGCGAGAACAAACAUGGCGGAUGAUGGAGAGUCUUUAGAGUCCUGGCUCAAUAAAGCCACCAGCCCUUCCAACAGGCAUGAAGACUGGGAGUAUAUUAUGGGAUUCUGUGAUCAAAUCAAUAAGGAGCUAGAAGGUCCACAAAUCUCUGUCAGGCUUCUGGCACACAAGAUUCAGUCCCCUCAAGAGUGGGAGGCGAUGCAAGCUUUAACGGUUCUUGAGGCUUGUUUAAAGAACUGCGGGCAAAGGUUUCACAAUGAAGUUGGGAAGUUUAAAUUUUUGAAUGAGCUGAUAAAAUUAGUUUCACCUAAGUACCUUGGAGAUAGAACGUCAGAAAAAGUGAAGACCAGAGUGAUAGAGAUGCUGUUUUCCUGGACGAUAUCUCUGCCUGAAGAGACGAAGAUCCGGGAGGCAUAUCAGAUGCUGAAGUUACAGGGUAUUGUUUUAAUCGAUCCAGAAAUCUCAGCUGAUCCCACACUGAAACCACCAUCUUCUCCCCGGUGCAAGAAUCCCGUGUUUGAUGACGAGAAAAAAAGCCUGCAAUUAGCAGAACUCCUAAAGAGCAAGAAGCCAGAAGAUCUCCAGGAGGCGAACCGUCUCAUUAAGAACAUGGUCAUGGAGGAUGAAGUGAGAACACGGAAAGCAGCGCAGCUGAGGAACACAUUGGAAGCUGCGAACAACAGCGUCAAACUCCUUAAUGAGAUGCUGGCUCACUUCAACCUGGAAGAGUCCACUGAUGAAGAUAAGGAGCUCAUUAAGGAGUUGUACAACGAUUGUGACAAACUUCAGAAGAAGGUGUUCCAGCUCGCUACCGAGAGUGAAGAUAAUGACAGCCACUUAGGAGAAAUUCUGCAGGCCAGUGAUGACCUCUCCCAUGUCAUGAAUUCAUAUAAGACGAUCGUGGAAGGACACAAGAUUAAUGGGGAGUCCGAAGGGGUACAGGGCAAGCAAACAUCUGUCAAACAAGAGAGUGCAAGCACCAAUCAGUCCGAGGUUCUGAUCGAUCUGGAGGACUUUGACACGGAGAGAGCCUCUCCUUCUAAGCAGGAACCUUCAUCUUCCACUUCUCUGACCGACAUCCUCAGUGGAUCAAUAACGGCUCAUUCCUGUAGCCUCAGUGCACCUUCUGCUGCUCCAUCCUGGCUGGAUGAAGAGCUGCUUUCUUUAGAAGUCAGUGAACCGAGCCCUGUACUGAGAGACUCAGCCCACAGAAACCAGGGCAGACAUUUGCCGUCUUCACAGGGUUUUGGUCCAGAUUUGGGUCUUUUUGACACCAGUUUGGCUUCAGCUGCAACACUAUCUGACUUUCCAGCUGAGCUCUCUUCAUCUACUUCUGCUUGUCGUGUGACCAAAACCACAGCUGCCUCCUCUGCAAGCAUUCCUGGCCUCCUCUUUCCCACCCUUCCGGCUUUCUCAUCAUCUGAAUUAAGAGCAUCCACACUCCAAGAACCUCCGUGUUCGGCUCCGACCGCCUCAGAAGCAGCAGCUGCCCCUCUGUCUCUCAACGUGACCUUCCCUGCUCCUCCGGCUGCCCCAUCGCAGCUCUCUGCUUUAUCUGGAGGUGUCCACCUGCCAUCUCCUCCCCUCAGUCCCACCUUACAAGACCUCCCCAUGUUGGAUCUGUCUGCCUCUGAAAAUCGAGGUGGCACCAUUGUUUCAUCAGCCUCGUCCAUCACAGCAGCGAUACAAAGAUGCUCGGCUCCUUUGAGCACAAAGACGGCGGCAGAUGACAGCCCUCCGUUACGCUCCCUGUCGCCGGUUCUCCCCAUGACUGCGAUUCCUGCAGCUACGGGAGAAGAGGCGUCCCUGACCAGUUUGUUUAUUCCUCUGGAGGCCAUCAAGCCAAGUCAAGUGUCCCCCGUGACCGUGUUUGACAAAAAUGGCCUCCGCGUUCUGCUGCAUUUUGCCACCAACUAUCCCCCCGGCCGGCCGGAUGUGCUGGUCAUGGUCGCCUCCAUGCUGAACACGUCUCCACAGCCCGUCAGAAACAUUCUUCUACAAGCAGCAGUGCCCAAGAUGAUGAAAGUAAAGCUGCAGUCGCCUUCUGGAACGGAGCUGGCUCCUUUCAGUCCAAUUCUCCCUCCCCCUUCCAUCACUCAGGUCAUUCUGCUCGCCAAUCCUCUGAAGGAAAAGACCCGGAUGAGGUACAAACUCACUUUCACGCUGGAAGAACAGCCGCUCACUGAAGUGGGGGAGGUGAAGGAGUUUCCCCCCGCUGACAGAUGGGGUGCUCUAUAGUCCAGCCCGCCGCUUCUUUCAGACUCUUUUUGCAGUGUCGUUUGUCGCUGUUCAGGAAAGGUCAGAACUUAUAGAACUUUGGUGAACUUUAGAGUUUGACAUGAAGGAAUAAAAUGUACAUUCAGGAUGGAUGAAGGUAAUUUAUAAGAUCUAGCACUGCUGAACUAAUAACAGUUUUCCCCCAUUAUGUUUUUAACUCCUCUUCCUCAGUUCUUCCUGUCAGUUCUGGCACUACUAUCAUAAAUAAAGCAGAAAUUCAAAUGUAGGAGCUUUUGUAUCAAUACCUAAUUCCUAACGGAUGGUAGCAUAAUUUUUUGUCACUAAAGAGAAGCAAACUAAUGCAGACAAAAGUUGCCUGAGGAAGAUGCUCAUGCAUUCACUCAGAAGUCUGUUUCGCUUAGCUGACUAUCUAGGUUUAUAAUACAAUAUACAUCAGUAUCUGUUACGAGAUAGUAAUGUUUUUAUUGUCUCCAUGAUGGCGUGAAUGUAUCAUUUUUUACUUUUUUUUUUUAGUCUUACAUGCUGUUUUAACUUAUAUACUUGUCUUACAGCAGAUUCUUCCUUGUAUUGUCUAACAGAGAAUAUAAAAUUAAAAUUAAAGUAAUUAAAUUUUCCGUUUUAAAGAUAAAAUUAGAAAUAGUUUUUAGGAUAAAAAUUACUUUUUCAAACCGAAAGGCUAUCAUCAGCAAUGUAUUUUGGGCCAGGAGAAAAUGGAGAAGCUGCCAAAAAAAUGUUAAUACCAAACCAUUUUGACUUUUAUUUCAGUUAAGGUUUAGUUUUAUUUUUGACAGGUUGCGAAAAGUUAUUGUUUACUGCUUUUUAAAAAACAUUUUUUUACCAACCACCAAAGCAGGAGAAAGGGGCUGAAAACACUGAGAGUCUACAGUUGAUCUAAAUGCUACGUAAUCAUUUCCGUUUUCAUAUCCUUCAUCUUUUAAGUGAUUCGUCUACAUGUCCAGUGUUUUAUUAUUGAUUAUGUGGGAUUUCAUGAAGACGUUCCUGACAUGAAUCAAAGUUACAUGUGUUACUAAACAACACGUUGCUGGCAAAACUUGACCGUUUUUUGAGUUAUUAGAAUUCUAUCUGUAUUUGGGGAGUGUUUUAAUAUUUUAUGUAAAAUUAUUUAUUUGUAUGAAAUGAUUGGUUUGUGAGAAUAUUUUUGAAAAGCAUUUUUCUGCAUUUAAAAAUAAAGAUGAAUUUAUUUCUAAAUCAGA
Oryzias latipes (Japanese medaka) is the source of this 3479-nucleotide messenger RNA. It is a transcript of the gene gga3a, whose product is annotated as golgi associated, gamma adaptin ear containing, ARF binding protein 3a. Gene Ontology annotation, biological process: Golgi to plasma membrane transport; protein localization to cell surface; intracellular protein transport. Lineage: Eukaryota; Metazoa; Chordata; Actinopteri; Beloniformes; Adrianichthyidae. Gene Ontology annotation, molecular function: ubiquitin binding; small GTPase binding; phosphatidylinositol binding. Gene Ontology annotation, cellular component: trans-Golgi network. The record is from RefSeq and is a predicted model, not a curated record.